GGGGGGGGGUAAAUGGCUGGAAUGGAGCCGUGUUAUCACAGGCAGUGUUAUCAAAGCCAUUCCCAGACUGUACCGAGGAGGUGGAAGAGUCUCUAAGCUGUAUUUGACCUGUAAGCACAUUUUUCUAAACUACCGUUUUCUUUCCCCCUUUCCUUUUCAGACUUAACAGCCCUGAAGAAUCUUUCCCAUUAUUUUUAGCCCUCUGCAGAGAUAAGCCCCACCGUGGAAACCGUAAACCUUUAUAAAAGGGAUGUGGUGCGAAUUCCAUGGAGUGUAAUUUCGUGUGUGAGUUAUAUUUGAAAAGUCUCGUUGGAGCGUUUUCAGAAAGACGGCUAGUAGAUUAGUAGUACAUUAAGUAUAGUCAGUUCUGUUGGCACACUAUUUUGUUAGGCAUUUUUGAUAACAAAAGCUAUCUUUUCAGAUUCAUAACAAAAGGGCCCCUAAGUGAAGAGCAGCUUAAUUUUUCUCAUGUAGUGUAAAAAAGUGUACGUUGUGAAGUUUUAUGGUUAACAAGUUUAUGGGGAAAAUACUGUCCAUUGACCAGUGGUAGAGUUAGAAGUGGAAAUUUAAGUAUUUAAGAUAAAGAGUAAGUUUGUGAGUUUUCAGCAAAAUUCACUCGUCACAUAUACUAUACCAGGCUUCAGAUGUUGCCUUCUCCCACAGUUAACCGAAACUAAUAUGAUCCACUCUUAAUACUCUAUGGAAGCUAUGGAAGUUUUAUGUGAUGCUAAGUGUAGGAGACAGUAAUGACUUGUGGUAGCUAGAAUAAAAUGAGGAUGCCCUGUUAAAGUGUUUAUGAGGGUCUAAAGCCUGCGAGCUGACUUUUGUGGCAUAAUCAGUACUUGGCUUCAUACACAGGCUUCAUUGCUUAUCAUCAAAAGCAAAUUAAAGGCAUACUUUAUAUGUUUUAUAGUUGCUUAAUUUUUUUGAGAAUGUGAACUUUUUUGAAAAAAAUUUAAUGCUUUCAGAAAUUCAUAAACGUUUUCAGUAGGUUAGUGAUUUUUAUCAGAUUUUGAGUAAAAGGUUUUUAAUAUAAUCUCGUAGAGUACUAAGUAGUAUAUUGGUCAUUUAGGAGAGAUUCAUCUACAUAGGAUGAAGGUGUAGUGAAUUAUAGGUAAGUAGGAGUUUAUUAUUUGAUUCCUUUUAGUGGUCAGAAUCCACUUUAGUGUGGAGAUGAGAAAUUUGACAUAGAAGUAUUUAGUUAUCUGAAAGCACUGUUACCUACUUAUGCACAAAACGGCCUCCCAAAGUUAUCCGAGGGUCCCACAUAUCAACUAGGUGUAUAAUGGAAGAUAGUGCCAUCUUGUCAGAUUGGACAGAAGACAAGCAAAAAAUGAAGUAUGACUUUUCCUGUGAGCUGUACCGCAUGUCCACAUACUCGACUUUCCCCACCGGGGUUCCUGUCUCAGAAAGGAGUCUCGCCCGGGCUGGCUUCUAUUACACCGGGGUGAAGGACAAGGUCAAGUGCUUCUGCUGUGGCCUGAUGCUGGACAACUGGAAGCCAGGGGACAGUCCUGCGGGAAAGCACAAACAGCUGUACCCCAGCUGCAGCUUUGCUCAGAGCCUGACUUCAGCUAGUCUGCAGCAGUCUCCCUCCAAGAAGGCCUCUCCAGCGAGAAAUGCUCCUGCACAUUCCUUGUCCCCUCCUCUGGAACACAGCAGCCUCUUGAGCACUUCCUACUCCAGCCUCGCGCCAAACCCUCUUCGCUCUAGAGCAGUGGAAGACUUCUCUUCAUUGAGGACAAACCUCUGCAGUUACGCCAUGAGCACUGAAGGAGCCAGAGUUGUCACUUACAAUGGGUGGCCCUUGAGCUUUUUGUCGCCAUUAGAACUGGCAAGAGCUGGCUUUUAUUACAUAGGACCUGGAGACAGGGUGGCCUGUUUUGCCUGUGGUGGAAAGCUGAGUAACUGGGAGCCGAAGGAUGAUGCCAUGUCAGAACAUCGGAGGCAUUUUCCCCACUGUCCGUUUUUGGAAAAUUCCCUGGAAACCCUGAGGCUCAGUAUUUCAAAUCUGAGCAUGCAGACACAUGCAGCUCGAAUGCGAACAUUUAUGUACUGGCCACCCAGUGCUCCAGUUCAGCCCGAGCAGCUCGCAAGUGCUGGUUUCUAUUACGUGGAUCGCAAUGAUGAUGUCAAAUGCUUUUGUUGUGACGGUGGCUUGAGGUGUUGGGAAUCUGGAGAUGAUCCGUGGGUAGAACAUGCCAAAUGGUUUCCAAGGUGUGAGUUCUUGAUAUGUAUGAAAGGUCAGGAGUUUGUUGAUGAGAUUCAAGCAAGAUAUCCUCAUCUUCUUGAACAGUUGUUGUCAACUUCAGACACUGCUGGGGAAGAAAAUGCUGAUCCACUAAUUGUUCGUUUUGGACCCGGAGAAAGUUCUUCAGAAGAUGCAGUCAUGAUGGACACGCCAGUGGUGAAAGCUGCUCUAGAGAUGGGCUUUAGCAGAAGCCUGGUGAGACAGACCGUUCAGAGUAGAAUCCUCACCACGGGGGAGAACUACAAAACAGUUAAUGAUAUUGUGUCAGCACUUCUUAAUGCGGAAGAUGAAAGAAGAGAAGAAGAGAAGGAAAGACAAGCGGAAGAGAUAGCAUCAGAUGACUUGUCAUUGAUUCGGAAGAAUAGAAUGGCUCUGUUCCAACAAUUGACAUGUGUCCUUCCUAUCCUGGAUAAUCUUUUAAAGGCCAAAGUAAUUAAUAAGCAGGAACAUGAUAUUAUUAAACAGAAAACACAGAUACCCUUACAAGCAAGAGAACUGAUUGAUACUAUUUUAGUUAAAGGAAAUGCUGCAGCCAACAUCUUCAAAAACUGUCUACAAGAAAUUGACUCUGCAUUGUAUGAGAACUUAUUUGUGGCAAAGAAUAUGAAGUAUAUUCCCACAGAAGAUGUUUCAGGUCUGUCACUGGAAGAGCAGCUGCGGAGACUGCAGGAGGAGCGCACUUGUAAAGUGUGCAUGGACAGAGAGGUCUCUGUCGUCUUCAUCCCCUGUGGCCACCUGGUGGUGUGCCAGCAGUGUGCGCCUUCUCUAAGGAAGUGCCCCAUCUGCAGGGGGGUAAUCAAGGGCACUGUUCGGACAUUUCUCUCAUAAGGAAAAGUAGCCUGCAUGGAGUGUUGACUUUGGAAGCUGUCUGAAACAAGGAAUCCCUGGUUCUUCAGUUGGUGACAUUUUGCUCUACUGCUUUCAUAAUCUUGUUUUAUAAAAGUCAGUAUUGCCUACUUCAUCUGUCUGUGUAGCUGCAAGGGAUGAUUGGUAUCUGAUGAGCCAAGUUAGUAGUGCGUGUGGCUGUAGGAAGUACUGAAGGAGCGGCCGGGCCUGGGGGGCCGACCGCCUGCCCUGGGUGUUCCCCGUCAACUCUGAGAACUCCAGGUCAGGGGUUGUACCAAAUGCUGUUUGGUGCUUUUUAUUAUGGAAAAUAGGAUUUUCCUGUUAUUGGUGAGUAAGAUCUCUCCUAGUUUGUGAGACACAUUUUAAUAAAGUGCUUUAUAAAACGCUUG
Perognathus longimembris pacificus (Pacific pocket mouse) is the source of this 3486-nucleotide messenger RNA. RefSeq names its product baculoviral IAP repeat containing 2 (gene Birc2). The transcript has 8 exons. Gene Ontology annotation, cellular component: nucleus; spindle microtubule; cytoplasm. NCBI's taxonomy places the organism in Eukaryota, Metazoa, Chordata, Mammalia, Rodentia, Heteromyidae. The coding region runs from base 1286 to 3079 and encodes 597 amino acids. Gene Ontology annotation, biological process: regulation of cell cycle; regulation of apoptotic process. The record is from RefSeq and is a predicted model, not a curated record.